This is a messenger RNA of Eimeria mitis, 735 nucleotides long. RefSeq lists its product as uncharacterized. The record is from RefSeq and is a predicted model, not a curated record. The coding region runs from base 1 to 735 and encodes 244 amino acids. The transcript is spliced from 2 exons. NCBI's taxonomy places the organism in Eukaryota, Apicomplexa, Conoidasida, Eucoccidiorida, Eimeriidae.
AUGCGCAGUAUACACGGGAGACAGCAGAAGAAAAUAGACAAAGACAAGAAGGAGAGACACGACAACAAAGAAAAGAAAGACAAAAUAAAGAAAAAGCUGCAGCAAGAAGGAGAGAAAAAGCAGUUGCUGCUGCAGCAGCAAAGGCUGCUCAAGCAGCAGCAAGAGCUGAAGCAGCAGCAGCAGCAGAAGCAAGAGCAGCAGCAGAAGCAAGAUCAGCAGCGGAAUCCAUUGCAGCAGCAGCAGCAGCAGCAACUGCUGCAGCAUCAGGAGCAUUGCGAUCAUCAGCAAGAACAAGAGCAGCAGCAGAAGCAAGAGCAGCAGCAGAAGCAAGAGCUGCAGCAGAAGCAGCUGCAGCAGCAGAAGCAGCUGCAGCAGAAGCAGCUGCAGCAGCAGAAGCCAAAGCAGCAGCAGAAGCUGAAGCAGCAGCGGAAGCAACUGCAGCAGCAGCAGCUCAAAUCUCAGUAUAAUAUGAAGACAAACCAUUGCAGCAGCAACAAAGAAGCAAGCUGCUGCUGCUGCUGCUGGGCCUCUAACAAGAGGCAAAAGGUCACUGCAGCAGACAGAGAAAGACAGCAGCAACGAGCAGCAAACAAAGCUGCUGCGGAGAUCAAACAGAAGAGUUGCUGCAUGCGGAAGGGGAGAAAAGGAAGAGACAAAUACCCCAUAAAAACAAAGACAAGCAGCAGCAGCAGCAGCAGCAGCAGCAGCAGCAGCUCAAAUCUCAGUAUAAUAUGA